This is a messenger RNA of Effrenium voratum, 690 nucleotides long. Lineage: Eukaryota; Dinophyceae; Suessiales; Symbiodiniaceae. The record is from the annotation of a GenBank genome assembly.
AUGGCCGGUUUCGUUCCGGGGGUUGCGGUCGUCAAGGAAGAGGCGGAGGAAGAGGCGAGGGCAGAGGAGGAGGCAGAGGCGGCGGCGGCGGCGGCGGCGGCCGCCAAGGCACGAGUUGAGGAAGCGGCCCACUCCAAGGCUGGCAACUUGCCCACUUGCUUCUUCCUGGCUACCAGCGCCAAGUGCACCAAAGAUUACGAGGGCGACUACAAGUGGGUCAUCGAGCUAGAGAAGGGUUGGUGUGCCUGGAUGCCGGGCAACGAGCCCUUCUAUGGUGGCACCGACGCGCCGAUGCGCUACAUCUUGGGGCGCUAUGAGUUUGAGGUCCACUUUGAGAGCGACAGCAAUGGCACGCAGACCAACCUCGCAACUGGCAAGGUCCGCCGCAUCCAGAAGAUCACAAAAAACGAGCCCAUGCCUACCUGGGAGGGCACCGGCAUUCGGCGGCGGCCGGAGCUUGCCAAGGCGCCGUCUGCGGCCGCCUCGAACUUCCGGCGGGACGGCGCCGCAUCGCCGCAGGCUGCCCCGAUGAAGCCCAAGAUCCCGACGCGGCCCGCAGUAUCGCAGAGUGCCUACCAGCCGGUGACUCCAGCGCCCAAGGCAGUCAUGGCAACGCCCUCGGCGCACAUGGCGCAAAGCACGUGGCCGCAGGUGCCCCGCUACAUGCGGCAGCUGAAGUCGAAGGUGUGA